Molecule: messenger RNA, 9809 nt
Organism: Notodromas monacha
Lineage: Eukaryota; Metazoa; Arthropoda; Ostracoda; Podocopida; Cyprididae
Source: the annotation of a GenBank genome assembly
GUUGCUUCAACUUUGUUUGCAGACCGAUGUUAUCAUCGUAUCCCAUCUAAGCGGGAUAUAUUCCCUUACUUGCCUUUCCCGGAUUGACUGUAAUUCCUUUAUCCAAGCGUAACUUCUGUUACGUUACGUUCACCAUGAAGACGCAAGUAAUGGAAAAUCGUCACAAUCUCGCCAACUUCAUUCCUAAAUCUGAGGCGUGUAAUUCCUUUGAAUCACGGGAACUGGCAGAACAAGGAAAAAUUGAUCCCGCUGGUGUCGGAGCAGGGUCUCAAUCUUCUAGUGUUUCAGCUCCUUCUACAGAAGAUUGGCCAGGCAAGCACAACUUCACCAUUUCCUUUAAAGAAAAGGGUACUCAGAAUGGAAAAAUCCAUUCUUGGUUGUGGUCUGAGGAGCUGCAGAAAUUAUUCGUUGAGAUGAACAAGCCAUGUCCCUUCGACGUAAAAGCAACAAAUUAUUUGAACGAGCAGUUGUUCGUCCGUGCAUUACCUCUUUAUACUACUGCUACAAAUGUCCUACGAGUCGUCAAAAGGUGCCCAAAUCAUGCAUCAUUGGAAGACGCCACGAACAUCGGUAAUGGGUUCUUAAGGUUGGCUAGAGCAUGUUCGUUCAACAAAAUCGCUUUUGAAGAUGUACCUGAACAUUGGAGACAGCAUCUUAUCCGUGCUGAGUGUGGUUCCGCGGUUUAUGAAGAAGACCCUGAAAGUAAAAGGCUAUCUGUGAAACUCCCGCUUGGGCGUCCUGAACCCGGUGCAAAUUGGACUACACUUCUAUUCAAGUUCAUGUGCCUUGGAUCUUGCGUUGGCGGAAUCAAUCGUCGGGCUUUGCAAGUUAUUUUUACUCUGGAAACUGCUUCCGGAGAGGUUGUCGGCAGACAAUGUAUUGGAGUUCGCAUCUGUGCAUGUCCAUCGCGGGACCGGAAAGUCGAAGAAAGGAAAUUCGAAAUGAAUACGACAGGAGAUCUAGUGAUAGGUAUUCCAACCGGGCCUCAUCAUUUACUACCGCUUUCUCGAAAACGAAGCGGUUCCGUCAAUUCCAACCCAAGUCUGAACCCUGUGGGACAGAGGGAUUUUUUGUGCCCGAAAGCGAAACCGAAAAUCGAAAAUUGUUAUGAUGAUAAUGUUUAUAUCAUUAAGGUACGUUGUUAUGCGAAUUAUUUGCUUCUCAAAGAAAUUGCGUUUGCCCUUGAAGUCAAGCAACACGCCUCGGAGAUGUACCCCAAUUUGAUUGAUGAAAUAGGAUCAAUGUUUGGGGAUAACGAGAGGCUAAUGGACGAGUUCCCUGAGAAGGACUUGGCUUGCAAACGAGCAGCUAACGUUUGUUCUAGCACGCCAUCCUCGAACCCAGCGUCAGGCUGUGUUUCGCCCGACUCGGAAGCUCAACAAUCUUUUCCGCCCCCUCAUCCUCACAACAACCUCCUUGCUGCAUCAAAGGCUGUGGAAGCUGAGCGGAACAAACUGAAACGCUCCAUGUCGCAUUGCGCGUCCAUGUUGACGAAUCCUAGGGUAACGCAAUCGGGUCAGACACCCAUGAAACAAGUGUGUCGGCGCCCUGACGAAGGGAAGAGUGGCGAAGUCAAGAAUAACGUAAACUCGUCGUCGACGACGUCAGAAGAGGGGAAAUUGUCCGGGUCUGACGGACUAUACAUUCUUGCCGAACAAGCGGACAGGUUAGCGAGGGAUUCUUCUGGGUCAGAUAAUUCACGGUGCACGUCGCCGGAGUUGAAGGGAAUUCGUCUGCGUGCUUCUUCCAUGUCAGCUACUGACGUGAAGUAUAGGGAACGGAUUCUUCAUGCUCCCACAAUGAAGUCGUGUCAGGUGCAGACUGAAGCGAAAAGAACGGAGGUGAAGACGCCACAUCUUAGCGGAAGACCUUCUCCGCCGCUUCCAUUGUACAUUGCGCGAUUGAAGCAGGUACCGGUGCAGGUGAAGCCGCAGCAGCAGCAACAACAUCAAAGGCCAUCUCAUUCCGUCUGCAUAGAAGUUGGGUCACCGGGGACGGGUCCUGGAAAUAAAACUCAAAAAGGAGAUUUUCCGGAUAGCUGCCAACCCACCAUGAAAUCAUUCAUGGAAAGCCUAGGAAUGGGAGACUUCUGGUUGAAUUAUUUUGAGAAUCGACCUCAGUAUCAAUCAUGGUCUGCCACUGCAUUCGCGUGCUGGAGUGAAGAAGAUUUCGGUCUCUUGGGGAUCGAGAAACGAGUGGCGCAAUUCUUGAUUUCCAAGCUGGCGAGAUUCAAACCGGUUCCAGAUAAUCCCUCGACAGGGACGACCGUCGUUUACUUACUCAGUUUGCAUUCAAAUAUAUUCACCCCACGCGAAUAUCAAGUGGAGUUGGUCAAUUGCGCUAUCCAGCGUAACAUAAUCGUGUGUCUUGGUUCAGCGACUGCCAAGUUUUUCAUCGCCACCAGCGUCAUUCGAGAUCUGGGACAUCAAGUCAGAGACAAAUCUGAAUGUCCGAAAUUUACGAUCGUCCUUGCCGUGGAUGAUAGCGGUGUAACGCAUUUCAUGCGUUGCAUUAAUCGCACGUGUAAUUUGGCUGUGGAGUCGUGCCUUAUGGAAGGGAAUCAAGCAUCGGACGUGUUGGUCACACUCACCGAUAUUUUUCUCGAACUCCUCAAGAAUCGUUGGUUAAGCGUGAAAGAUGUUAAUCUGCUCGUGCUGGACGAUUGUCACAACGCCGUUUACGGCAGCGAUUUGGCUAAAGCAUUGCGGUCAUUCACAGUAGAAAGCCAUCAUUUUCCGUCAGUACGACUUCUAGGAUUGACUGCUAGCAUAUUGGGGAAGGAAGCGGAACCGUAUCAAGUUCAAGAUUGCAUACUAACCAUGGAGCGGGAGCUUGGUAGUCGUGUUGAAGCUGCGUCCGAAAUUACUUCCAUAUUGAGGCUGUCGUCGAAAUGUCGAGAAAUCAUUGUGGAAUGUGAUGAACCACAGGAAUCUGAUCUGUCCAUAGCUUUAAGGAAGGUGGUUUGGGAAGCCAUCGACUUCAUAGAUAAUCACGUUUACAACCCGUGUGCCAUUUACGGAGAAGAAAUGUUGAAGGAAUAUUUUCCGGACAUGCCGGACCCAGGAAAAGAACCGCUGAGUAUCCUGUACAAAUUCCUAGAAAUAUUGGAUUGCUUAGGCCCUUGGGCCGCAUUCACGAUGGCAGUUCAUCUCAUGAUCGAAACUGAGACCCUCAAGAAGAAAACUCCGCAUGAAAGACACUACCUCUUGCUCUGCGUCGUUUUUACAAUUCUCGUUAAAAUCCGAGCUAUUUGUGAUGACGCGUUCAAAGCUUUCAGUCCAGUUGAGCGAGUUUUUCGCUUUUCGUCUCCUCGGACCCGGAGGCUUAUUGAAAUCUUACAUCAGUACAAAUUGUCGGAAGCUGCUGAGGCCUCUUCAGACAUUUUUAAAGAUAUGAAAGUUGCUAUUGAGAAGCCCGUGCGUGGAACCGGCAUUUCCAUUGAAUUUGCGAAAACAUUCGCCACCGAAAAGCCCCGUCAACCAAAAUCUUUGCAAUCUCUCUCUUCUCGUUUGCUCAAAACGAAUAAUGUGCCGUUAUCGAAUAAGCUGCUUCUGUGUCUUGAUUGGUUGCAAGUUCUCGGAGCUUCAGGACGUGUGACGGAUGUUGUGGAAGUGAAAAGUAGUGAAGAUGAAGCGGAAGGCGCAGAGCCAAAUACUCGUUCGAAUUUUCACACUCGUCGAAAACGUCGGAAGCACAAACGUCAUGAUGUCGAAGGAGUGGGUAAAACUUCGAAAACUACCGAAAAAAUGGACCGCAUCAAGUCUUUCUACGAUCCCGAAAAUCCUCGUUGUCUCUCCUGCCUCGUUUUUGUGGACAAAAAAUGCAUUGCGAAAGGGCUGUUCCACAUCUUACGUGAACUUAGUUGUCAUCAUCCAGAUUUUUGGAUGAUGAUGCCGUUAUUUACUGCCGGGAAAACGAGUGGAGAACCCGUUGAUUUUGUGUCAAGGGAAGCUGAAAUAGAUCACAAGAAGCAGGAAGAAGUUUUGCGUCGCUUUCGAAUGCACGAGUGUAACGUACUCGUUUCAACAUCGGUUCUUGAAGAAGGAGCGGACAUUCCACGAGCGAAUUUGGUUGUUCGGUUCGAUGUGCCUUCUAAUUUCCCGUCCUAUGUGAAUUCCAUGGGACGCUGUCGAAAUGUGGAUGCAAAUUAUGUCCACUUAGUGAUAAAAAGGGACUUGGAGUCCUACCUGAACGCAGUCGCAAAAUACCGUGUGAUGUCAGAGAUUCUUCUGGGCCGUUGCUAUUAUCAUGAGACACCUGUCGACAACGAAGUCAACAUGGAAAAGGUUGACAGCAUAUUCCCUCCUUACAUUCCUGGCGAAGAACUGAACGUACAUUCACUGAAAAAACGUGAAUCCCGGGAUCCCUCUCGAAAAACCUUACCCAUGUCAAAAGCGGUCGCAUUGGUUAAUCGUUACUGUGCGAAGCUUCCGAGUGACACGUUUACGAGACUCACGCCACUGUGGCGGUUGGAGAAGAUUCAAGUCAAUGGCUUGGUGCACAGCUGCUUCAAGUGUUCCCUGCGGCUUCCGAUCAAUUGUCCAUUCAAGGGAGAAGUUGAGGGACCGGUGAUGCCCACAGAAGGUUUAGCCAAAAUGGCAGCUGCUCAAAACAUGUGUCGGGUUUUACGCGAGCAUAACGAACUGGACGAGAGUCUAGUUCCUGUUGGGAAGGAAGCGUUUCGAGAUCUGGAUAUUGAAAUAGACUCGAGUGACGAAGAAGUUGGCGAUAGUUCGCGUCCGACAGUGGAUAAAGCCGGGGACCUUCCCAAGGAGGAACGCCCUCGACCUGGGACGACGAAGCGUCGGCAGUAUUAUUAUAAAAAGGUUUCAGAUGUUUUCAAGGACAGUACUCCGGAAAAAUCUCACGCUGUGAUGCUGUACAAAUUGGCUUUAAAGCUGGCAUGUCCUAUACCCGAGGAGCACAAUACGAGAGGGCGGAGAAUCCAUGCACCCGAAAGUGCCGUGCAGACGUUUGGUGUUCUCACAACGCGCCCCAUUCCAAAUAUAAGUGGUUUCCCUAUUUUCACUCGCUCUGGUGAAGUAGGAGUGAAGGUUCAUCUCAUUACGGAUACCAUGCGUUUGACUGAGGAAGAGCUCGCCAAAGUUUCACAUUUCCAUGUGUUCACGUUCAAGGAAGUGCUACGUUUGGAGAAGUAUCCCAUGAUGUUCGAACCUCAUUGUGCAGACAUGGGCUUCUACGUCGUUCCUCUCAUCAGUGGAAGCGGCAACAUAGAUUGGAAUUUUGUUGAGCGGAUCCACGGUGUGUUUGAAAUACGGCCAAAGCAUCGCCCUGAAGAUGACAGAAAAAACUUCGUGAUGGACGCGGAUGCUUGGGUGGAUUCCGUUGUCAUGCCAUGGUAUCGCAGUCAGGAUCAACCGCAGUACUUCUAUGUUGCGGAGAUCUGUUCAAGUUUGAAUCCAAGAAGCAGGUUCCCCGAUGAAGAUUUUGAAUCUUUUGAAAAGUAUUAUCUAUUCAAGUACAAAAUUCAGAUUCAGAAUUUGGAUCAGCCUCUACUGGACGUUGAUCUUACGUCGGCUCGACUGAAUCUUUUAACCCCAAGAUACGUGAACAGGAAAGGCGUUGCGUUGCCGACAUGCAGUGAAGCGACUAAGAAGGCUCGUCGUGAGAAUCUUCAGCAAAAAGUGAUCUUGGUUCCUGAGCUCUGUGACCGACAUCCGUUUCCGGCGUCUUUAUGGCGUCAGGCGGUUUGCCUUCCUUGCAUUCUCUAUCGCAUGAACUGUCUCCUUCUUGCUGACGAACUUCGAUCCCGUGUAGCUGCCGAUAUGAAAUUCGGAUUGGUCUCCGUGCCGACCGCUGGAUUUGAGUGGCCCGAGUUGGGAUUUGGUUGGAGCCUUGCGGAUGUCAUCAAAAAGCAGAAAGAAAAAGUUGCGGCAAGAGAAAAAGAGCGAUGUGAAAAAUCAAAAGCCAUUGAAAAAACAAUUCCUGAAAUUGCUGCUUCUCUUGUUGAUCAAGAAUCAGCUGAAGCAUCCCUAUCAGAGGACAAUGACGCGAAAAGCGAUCCAGAUAUUGUUUCAGAAAGCGUCGAAAGUGUGGACUUGUCUGAAGUCACCCCGGAAGUAAAGGAAUGCCCGAUAUCCGCCGAAGUGGUGCCUUCUGUUGAAAACCUUGAGUGCGAUGGUCCAGCAGUGGAUGUAGUUGAAGACAUUCAGUGCAAUGGUCAAGCGUCGGAUAUAGCCAAUGUUGAGGAUAUAGCGGAUAUAGAAUGCGGAGCAGUGUCAAUUUCGAACGGAGAAGAUGGAAAGAUUGAACCGACUCUGGCAGAUAAGGAGAAGCUUCGCGUUGCCCUCAAGAAUAUGAUGGAAAUUGGUACCUGGUCGAAUGAGAUGGCUGAUCGUUCAGCUAAAGACGGAAAGGAUGAACUGAACGGCAGUAUAGGCGGAGAAUCUGACGACGAACUGGACUUCUACGAUUCCUCGAUUUCUCUGCCCAUGAACUUGGAAAUGAUUACUCGUGUGGACGAUGCCGUGUCCAAUUCGAACGUUAUCCAAUCGACAUUCAGGUACGGGUCACCGAGUAACUUCGAAACGGGCGGAUGGGGAAGUCUGGGUGACGCUGGUGACGGCUGGGGUGAAGCGGAGGCGUCGAUUCAUCCUUGGGGUGUGCGCACUUCAAAUUGGGACUCAUUGAUGAAAGACCUGGAUGGAAUGAUGGACUCGAGCGAGUCUGACUGGGGUGACGAAGACGAAGACGACUUUCCAGAUAUUGAGUUCAAAGACAGCAACACUGCCGAGGCGAAGGAUUUUCGUAAUCGAGGCCAAAGUGUCGCCAACGGAUUCACCAACGACUCCGAUAUCUACAUCGAGCCCAGGGAAGAAUUGGACUGGGAAGGACCGACUGAUCUCGAAGAAGGAGACGGGCGAAUGGUUGAAUUGAAGAAUGACGUGGAGAGUCGUGUUGAAGAGAUGAUGCGUCGCUUGAUGAGUGACGAGACGGAAAGCUGCGUUGUUCGUGUCUGCGAUCGUGUGGAGAUGUUCCAAGAUAAGACGCCGAGUUGUGCCUCGAAUAAAUCUUGUACGAUUUUUGAAGACCUUUCAAGUCUGGAAUUGCUGGUGAGGGAAUGUGAAAAUUACGAAAUUGCUCGACGAAGCCGAAAGAAAAGCGAGUCUGUGAACUCAGUGAUGACGGAGGACUUGUACUUCCGCGCACAUGGCGUGAUCACGCCGAGAGGCAUCGAAAAUGAAAAUUGGGUCAAGUUCGAUGACGAAGCGGAUCCGGAUAAACACCCUGGUCCAAAUCCCAGCAUUCUUCUCCAAGCUCUGACGAUGUCUAAUGCGAAUGAUGGCAUCAACUUGGAGCGUCUGGAAACUGUCGGCGAUUCGUUUUUGAAAUUCUCGGUCACCACCUUCCUGUUUCUUUCGUAUCCGGACGUGCAUGAAGGGAAGUUGAGCUACCUGAGAUCAAGACAGGUGAGCAACGUUCAUUUGUACCGUCUUGGCAAGCGACGAGGAUUGGGAGAACGAAUGGUCGCGACCAAAUUCGAACCCCACGACAACUGGUUACCGCCUGGUUACUGCGUACCUCCGGAGCUCGAACAAGCCCUGAUCGAGUCUGGUGUUCCCGAAGCUCACUGGAAUCUCGCUGAACUCCCCGAUUUCACUCGUUUGGACGCUGACGGAAUCCGAGCCGCUGUGAAAGAGAAAUCUGCUGCCAUUUUGGGCAAUGUUGUGACGACGACGCAAACUGAAGUAAAGGAGCUGGAUUUGCCGUGCUUUUUGCCGUACAAUUUGCUCACUCAGCACAGUAUCCCUGACAAGAGUGUGGCUGAUUGUGUGGAAGCCCUGAUCGGAGCGUAUCUCACGUCUUGUGGCAUGCGGGGCGCGUUGUUGUUCAUGUCGUGGCUCGGACUUCGUGUUUUGCCCGUUUUGGAAGAAACCGGCUGUGUCAUGGGAAUGAUGCAGACAAAGAAACAGAUAGAACCAGAGAAAACAAUAUACGGCAUGUGGGAGGUCCCGUGCUCGAACAUGCCGAAAGCUGAAGAACCUCGGAUCAUGUUGGAUGAGUUGCUGGAUGGAUACGAAAGCUUUGAAGAACUCGUUGGCUAUAGGUUUCGGAAUCGAAUGUAUUUGCUGCAAGCUUUCACACAUGCUUCAUUUUCUACGAAUCAUCUGACAGACUGUUACCAGCGUCUCGAAUUCCUUGGAGAUGCUGUCUUAGAUUACCUCAUUACGCGGCAUUUGUAUGAGGACCCACGGAGACACAGCCCCGGGGCGCUCACGGAUCUCAGAAGUGCUCUGGUGAACAACACGAUCUUUGCCUCGUUGGCCGUGAAAUACGAUUUCCACAAGUACUUCAAACACUUGUCGCCCGGGCUUUGGACGGUGGUUGAAAAGUUUGUAGCCAUGCAGGAAGAGAACAAGCAUGAAAUCGCUCCCGAAUUUUAUUGGUUGGAAGAAGAGGAUGUGGAAGAAGCGGAAGAUGACCCACGGAGACACAGCCCCGGGGCGCUCACGGAUCUCAGAAGUGCUCUGGUGAACAACACGAUCUUUGCCUCGUUGGCCGUGAAAUACGAUUUCCACAAGUACUUCAAACACUUGUCGCCCGGGCUUUGGACGGUGGUUGAAAAGUUUGUAGCCAUGCAGGAAGAGAACAAGCAUGAAAUCGCUCCCGAAUUUUAUUGGUUGGAAGAAGAGGAUGUGGAAGAAGCGGAAGAUGUGGAAGUUCCGAAAGCAUUGGGAGAUGUUUUCGAAUCCGUCGCUGGAGCGAUUUACCUCGACUCUGGGUUGUCUCUAGAUGCUGUUUGGACUGUUUAUUAUCGCCUGAUGUGCGAACAAAUAGAACGUUUUAGCUCUUCCGUUCCUAAGUCGCCAAUCAGGGAAUUGCUGGAGAUGGAACCGGAGACUGCUAAAUUUGGGAAACCCGAACGUCUGCUAGAUGGACGAGUUCGCGUAUCCGUUGAAGUUUUUGGCAAAGGUACGUUUCGAGGGAUCGGCAGAAAUUACCGAAUCGCCAAGUCCACGGCUGCAAAGUGCGCCUUACGGGCUUUGAAGAAACGCAACACGUUGAGCACCCUGCGAUGAAGUAUGUGAUAGUUGCCUUUGUUCAUUCUUCAUUUUCGUAAAUUUUUGUUCAUUCCACAUCGACUUCCGCCAAUGUAUUCCUAGUCAGCGAUUUGCAUUUCAUACUGAGCUUUUUGUUGUUUUUUUUUUUUUUCCUUUGUCGACUUCGCGGAAUUUUAGUGGAUGAUGAACAAACCAUUGUGACAACUUCGAAAGUUUUCUACGUUAUAAAAUAGUUUUCUCGUCUGAUCGAAAUUUCAACUCUGCUCAUUCAAGUUUAACGACCGAUAAUAAGAUGGUUGUUUGUUUUACUCAAGUCACGAGGAGGUCUUUAUUUGUGUUGGAAACAAAACGUGCUUCGAUGUGGUUAGUGUGGAAGUGAUCGUCAUUUCUGAAAGAAAAGGAUCUCGAUUGCCGUAUCCCUCUUUUAACAUCGAUUUUGUCUUUAUGAAUUCACGAGAACUUCCGGACUUCACUGAGAUUCAUUGUCAGAGAUACAGGGUCCAAUUUUCAAUUUCUUGGAAGUUUAGCUUUCAUUCAUUGCCCAAUUUAUAACUUUUUUGUUGUACUAACUUCAAUUCAGUACAGCAGUGGUUUUUUGUUGUUAAAGUUAUGGAGAGGUGCAAGUCGUGUAAUGAUUUAUAGAAAUAUUGUAGCUUGGUUCUCGUGUGCUCGGAUUAUCUUCGGCUGUGCGCAUUCGAUGCAGAUGGGAAAUAUCUGUCCAUACUGCUUCAUCGUUUCGAAAAGUUCCUGAAAUGCAGCUGAAAACCCGUUUGUGGCAUUUGUCAA